Molecule: messenger RNA, 1240 nt
Organism: Laccaria bicolor S238N-H82
Lineage: Eukaryota; Fungi; Basidiomycota; Agaricomycetes; Agaricales; Hydnangiaceae
Exons: 3
Coding region: 1-1065 (354 amino acids)
Biological process (GO): regulation of transcription by RNA polymerase II
Molecular function (GO): RNA polymerase II cis-regulatory region sequence-specific DNA binding; DNA-binding transcription factor activity, RNA polymerase II-specific
Source: RefSeq, a predicted model, not a curated record
AUGGAAACGUCACUGGAGAGCAGAAUCCCCAUCGUUGAAAGCCCUGGCGAGUGUGGGUUGUCUCUUUCCAAAGCUGUGGAGCAAUCUGCAUCAGCCAAUGAACAACUUCCAGCCCAAACAUCCCAACCCGCGUUGUCUCCUCCUCGCCGCCCUACCACGCGAUCUCAGACGGGUCGUGUGCCUAAGCGUCGACCCCGCGAUGAUUCUCCAAUAGAGAUCAAAAGGAUACCUGCACCUCGGAAGAAACAGAAAACUAUCCCAAAGCCUUCUCCUGAGUCAGAGUCCGACAAGGAGGAGGUGCGCUCAACCCCAUCAUCGUCAAGGCGCGGAGCAUUUGAUGAUUCCGAUGAACACGCUAAGGGCGCCGACACCCCUGACAGCGUCAGAGUGACAUCCGAAAACGAACCGUCCCCACGUUCCGCCCGACCACGAGCUGUCCUUCCUACUCCUGUGCCAUUCUUGACAAAGAAAAGUCGUGGUCGACGAGUACCCACCAAGGCGGCUGGCGGGACUGAUACGGAGCAAAAUGCGAGGGUUUACAUUUGUAAAGUGGAAGGAUGUGGUAAAUGUUUUCAUCGAGGGGAGCACCUUAAGCGCCAUAUCCGGUCCAUUCAUACCCACGAAAAACCUUUCAAAUGCACAUUUCCAUUAUGUGAAAAAUAUUUUAACCGGCACGACAACCUCCUCCAGCACCUCAAGGUCCACAAAGCCCCAGACUCACUUCCUGUCGUGCAGCUGGAUGCAAAACCCAAGCGUCGUUAUUCACCUCCUUCCCUUUCGCCUCCGAUCACACAGCCCCAUCAACCGUACUCCCCUGGAACGGAGCCACCCGAUUCACCUGUUAUGACUUACCCACGAACAAUCUACAGUCACCGCUGGUCAAAUUCGUACUCGCGCUCGCCGCCGCCAGUUUCCUACAGAAGUACCUAUCCGUCUAGUAUGUCAUACGGCCCCUCUGAGCCUAUCAGGUUCGCUACGAAUAUGGCUGUCUCGUCUUUGCGCACCGAGAUCCCGCAGUCUCCUACGGAAUCCUCUGGUGACUAUCAACGCUCCGACGCAUUUUGAUCCUAUCGAUUAUCCAUUCACUUAUUCUGUCAGCUAUCCCGCGCCCCUUCCUGUUGUUGUAGUUACAUACCACUUGCCUAUCAUCUUCUAGCCGCUCUAUACUAUUUUUACGUAUGUGCACUCCAUGAUCACUGCCUUUAUUACUACCACUUGUAACGUUGCAUACUCUAGCAAC